Chelonia mydas (Green sea turtle) is the source of this 737-nucleotide messenger RNA. Its product is annotated as HHIP-like protein 1. NCBI's taxonomy places the organism in Eukaryota, Metazoa, Chordata, Testudines, Cheloniidae. The record is from RefSeq and is a predicted model, not a curated record. Gene Ontology annotation, cellular component: membrane. The transcript has a single exon. Bases 178 to 600 code for a protein of 140 amino acids.
CACUGGCCCCCCAGCACAGGGCUGCCCCCCACAACCCACCCAGCAUCCAGCCCCCACUGGCCCCGCAGCACAGGGUCACCCUCUCCAGUCCCCAACCCCCAGCUGCCCCCCACAACUUUGCCAUCCCCUGCCACCCCUCAACCCCCCAGGCAGGAGGCUGGGCAGCACCCCAGGAAGAUGGGGCCCCGGCGGCGGCUGGGUGCAAAGGGCCCCGCUCGGCAGCUGCCCCCUGGCACGGUGCGGCUGGUGCACAGGGGCGCAGGGCCCGGGCGGGGCCGGCUGGAGAUCCUGGUGGGGGGCCAGUGGGGCACGGUCUGCGACGAUUUCUUCGACGGGCGGGCGGCCGCUGUGGUGUGCCGACAGCUGGGCUACGGGCAGGCGCAGAGGGUGGCCCGCCGGGCGGAGUUCGGGCAAGGGGCCGCGCUGCCCAUCCUGCUGGACGACGUGCGGUGCCAGGGCUCGGAGCGCAGCCUGCUGGAGUGCCAGAGCGCCCCCCCCGGGCAGCACAACUGUGCCCACAGCGAGGACGUGGGGGUGGUGUGCAGGCACCGGGAGGGCCAGGGGCUGCCCAGGGGGAGCCGAGGGGGCCAAGCCCUGUAACUUCUGCCUCCUCCUUGCCCUCUGGUGGGGGGAGGGGGGAGACAUGGACGGCCGGGGUUGGGGGCUGGGCUGGGUCCUGCCACCCCCAUCCAGCCCAGCCCCCUACUCCCCCCACAGCUUCAGGGACUUGGGAGCCA